This is a messenger RNA of Phycomyces blakesleeanus NRRL 1555(-), 357 nucleotides long. RefSeq lists its product as hypothetical. The transcript has a single exon. The coding region runs from base 1 to 357 and encodes 118 amino acids. Lineage: Eukaryota; Fungi; Mucoromycota; Mucoromycetes; Mucorales; Phycomycetaceae. The record is from RefSeq and is a predicted model, not a curated record.
AUGGAUUCUAUUACUGCAGCCCAAAGAGACAAACUUGCUCGCGAAGUUAUGCGUGAACAGGCCGCUCUAGAAACACAAAGAUACGAGCAAGAAUUACACCGUGCUUCUGUCUACAGCACCGCCAGUUCUGCAACCAAUGGACGUCGCCUUUCUGCUAACCGUCCAAUGGCUGACCCAAAUGCAUUCAUGACAAACUCAGAGGUUAACCAGUUCGAUCGUGGUGUUUGGCAAAAGAACAUGUCUCCUUCCGAUCGAGCCAAGGAGUUGGCAAGCGAGAUGAAGGCAAAGCAAAAAAUGAGAGGUCAGGUCCGGGAAAAGAUGGUCAAGGUUGGAGACAAGGUUAUGAGAGUCGAGUAA